Messenger RNA from Stomoxys calcitrans (stable fly), 1182 nucleotides. Its product is annotated as probable methyltransferase-like protein 15 homolog. Gene Ontology annotation, molecular function: rRNA (cytosine-N4-)-methyltransferase activity. Gene Ontology annotation, biological process: rRNA base methylation. Bases 1 to 1065 code for a protein of 354 amino acids. The record is from RefSeq and is a predicted model, not a curated record. Lineage: Eukaryota; Metazoa; Arthropoda; Insecta; Diptera; Muscidae. The transcript has a single exon.
AUGUGGCAUAGACAGUGGAUAAAAACCUACUGCACCUUGACUCAAAGUCGAACGGUGAAACCGCAACACAUACCGGUAUUAUGCCAAGAAGCUAUAAAUUUUCUAAAACCUAUGCAUGAGCAAACAUUCAUCGAUAUGACAUUUGGAGCUGGAGGUCAUACGAAAGAACUAUUGGAUCGCCACGGUGAUAUAAAGGUAUAUGCUCUGGAUCGUGACCCCAUAGCCUACGAACUUGCCAAAACCCUGAGUACACAAUACCAGGGACGUUUAAUUCCUUUGCUGGGGAAAUUUUCCGAUUUGCCUCGUUUACUUGCAGAACACAAUGUACAGCAACACAGUGUGGAUGGGAUUCUAUUCGAUUUUGGAUGUUCAUCGAUGCAGUUUGAUGAGGCUGACAGAGGUUUUUCAAUUUCGAAAAAUGGUCCCCUCGAUAUGCGCAUGGAUCGUGGUAGUGAUGCAAAUUCCGAACAAAUCACAGCAGCCGAUGUGUUGGCCAGAGCCGAGGAGACCGAUUUGGUUAAGAUUUUACGCAUCUAUGGCGAAGAGAAGUCGGCCAAGAAAAUUGCUCGAGCCAUUGUCGAAGCCAGAUCCGCAUUACAUAAAAUAGAAACCACAAAGCAAUUGGCGGAUUUAGUAGCGGCAUGUAUGGGUGACACAUCCCAUCGUAUGGAUAAGAUGCAACGCCCAGCGCAUGUGGCUACUAAGACAUUUCAAGCGCUGCGGAUCUUUGUUAACAAUGAACUAAAUGAAAUCAAUUAUGGCAUGAUUUUGGCAAAUACUUAUUUAAAGCCCGAAGGACGUUUAGUGGCCAUUACCUUUCACUCGCUGGAAGAUACCAUAGUUAAACGUCAUUUGAAUGGCAAUGUCAUAGAGGGUCUGGCCAAUCCAGUGCCGCUAAAGUAUUGUGGUUACGAUUUCACCCAUGACAAAGAGUUGGUUGAAUCAUUUGUCUCCUCCAAUUGGAAGCAGUUGCACAAACAUGUACUGGUACCAACAGAGAGUGAGGUGGCUCGUAACAGUCGAAGUCGAUCGGCAAAAUUAAGAGCUGCCAUAAAACUGAAAUAAUUUAUUAAAAUCUUGCUCCAGAAUGAAUAAAAUAAUGAUGUUCUCUGAAUAUUUACUUUUGUAGUUAGAAGAAAAUUUUAGCAUCGAAUUGUGAAUAAAGUGUAUAACGAACAUAGA